Macrobrachium nipponense is the source of this 456-nucleotide messenger RNA. RefSeq names its product golgin subfamily A member 6-like protein 7. The transcript has a single exon. The coding region runs from base 1 to 456 and encodes 151 amino acids. The record is from RefSeq and is a predicted model, not a curated record. Lineage: Eukaryota; Metazoa; Arthropoda; Malacostraca; Decapoda; Palaemonidae.
AUGGAGAAAAUUGCGAGUAAUCUUGACAUACAGACAGAAAAACUGAUGUUAGACCAGGAAGUAUACGAAAGGAAUGCAGAACAGUUGGCCAAACGAGAAAAGGCUCUGGAUGCACAGGAACAACGUCUAAACAGACUCGAGGAAAUUCUAGAAGAACAUAAAGAAGUGUUCCUGCAGUGGGAAGUGGAUCUCCAGGCAGCACAAGAAGAACUGAAACGAGGUAAAGAGGAGUUGCAGCAACGGGAAGACGACCUGAAUAUGAAACAGAAGAUUUUAGAGGAAAGAGAAGAAGAGUUGAAGCAACUGGAAGAAAAUAUGAAACAAGUAAUGCAAGAGUGCCAGGAAUUGGAAGAUGAUGUGACGUUAAUGACCAAGAUAUUGCAGCAGGAAAAGAGUCUGUCAAAGAGAAAGGAGCAUCUUGAUGUCUGGCGAGUUUCCCCCAACUCGUCAGGAUGA